Budorcas taxicolor (takin) is the source of this 1660-nucleotide messenger RNA. RefSeq names its product stem-loop binding protein (gene SLBP). Gene Ontology annotation, biological process: mRNA 3'-end processing by stem-loop binding and cleavage; mRNA transport. The coding region runs from base 28 to 855 and encodes 275 amino acids. The record is from RefSeq and is a predicted model, not a curated record. Gene Ontology annotation, cellular component: cytoplasm; histone pre-mRNA 3'end processing complex. The transcript is spliced from 8 exons. Lineage: Eukaryota; Metazoa; Chordata; Mammalia; Artiodactyla; Bovidae. Gene Ontology annotation, molecular function: mRNA binding; histone pre-mRNA stem-loop binding.
CCCCGGGAGCCCGCUCGCCGCCUCGCCAUGGCCUGCAGGCCGCGAAGCCCCGCCGGCUACGAGGACCGUCGCGACCACGACGCCAGCCCCCCGCCCCCCGCGCGCUGGAGCCUCGGACGCAAGCGCACGGCCGACGGGAGGCGCCGGAAGCCCGAAGACGCCGAGGGCCUCGCAAGGCCGCCCAGCGGUCACAGACCCGACAGUUUUACCACUCCUGAAGGCCCGAAGCCCCAUUCUAGGUGUUCAGACUGGGCAAGUGCAGUGGAAGAAGAUGAAAUGAGGACCAGGGUUAACAAAGAAAUCGCAAGAUAUAAAAGGAAACUCCUCAUCAAUGACUUUGGAAGAGAGAGAAAGUCAUCAUCAGGAAGUUCGGAUUCGAAGGAGUCUGUGUCCGCGUUGCCGGCCGACUUGGAGACGGAUGAAAGUGUCCUGAUGCGGAGACAGAAGCAGAUCAACUAUGGGAAGAACACCAUCGCCUAUGACCGUUACAUCAAAGAAGUCCCCAGGCACCUUCGACAGCCCGGCGUUCAUCCCAAAACCCCCAACAAAUUCAAGAAGUACAGUCGGCGGUCGUGGGACCAGCAGAUCAGACUCUGGAAGGUGGCUCUGCAUUUUUGGGAUCCCCCAGCUGAAGAAGGAUGUGAUUUGCAAGAAAUACAUCCUGUGGACCUCGGGGAGAUGGAGACUGAGUCCGCAGAAAGCAGCUCUGAGUCCCAGACGAGCUCUCAGGACAACUUCGACAUGUUCUGCGGCACCCCCACUAAAGUCAGGCACGUGGACCGCCAGGCGGAGGACGAGUUUGACUUGGAGGCCUGUUUAACGGAGCCCCUGAGAGACUUCCCGGCCAUGAGCUAACCGGCGCCACCUGGAGGCCGACUGCCCAGCAUGCAUCCUCAUGUGUAACUGGAGGUUCCUGUUAAUAGCUUGCUGUCUCCUGGGGAAGUGUUCUCGCCCUGUUUUCUUAAAAAAUGUUAACUUUAUGUAUAGGGAGUGUACUUUGCAUGUUUUAAAUUGUAAAUGGAACUAAAUUCGAGGAAAAUUUAACUUGAAGCAGUCUUGCACCAACUUCAAUCGUUUCAUCUCCAAUGUCCUUGACGUUAACCUGGAAAGUGUAGCGUAACUUUUUCCACGGGUGAUUUAACAUUACCUGCUAAACACUGCAGAUGUGAAACUGCUACUCGUCAGAUGGCUGGCUUGGGUUUAACUGUGUUCUUGGGACCAGUCUGGCAUCGACUUUCUUUACUGGUAUCUGAGUGAGUGUUCUCAUAAUCGGCUCCUUCACCAUCUCUAUGGAAAGCGUUGGUUUUCUGGCUGUUUGUCAGUAUAUCAAGGUGGGAUUUUUCCUCAUACAGAGCACUGAAUAGUCAAAGAUACUAAGCUGAGCUGAUAAGUUAGUGGAUUUUCUGUGAGUUAUACAGUCUUAACUGGGUACUUGUAAAUAGCACUAAGCGGGCCUUCUCCCUGUAAUACUCCGAAAGGCAAGGCAGCAGAGGGGUUAGAAAGAAUUUUUUUUAAUAAUCAGUUAAUUCACUUUGUAAAAUGGCUGUAAAGGAUAACGUGUACAGAUUUUCUGUUCGUAUAUUCAGUUGUAAACUUCCUAAGACUGUUAUGUUUCUAUUGCUUUUGUAUGGAAUGACAUUGCAAAAAUAAAAACCUUCUU